CUGGGCUGUCAGUCCCGGGCCGGCUCCAGUCGCCGCUAGACCAACCAAUAAAACACCGAGCAGAGCCUGGAAACAGCAGCCUGAUAAUUACUUCUCUCGCCUCUGGGACAGGAGACAGGAGCAGCCCGGCAGGGGGAGGGUAGAAGAGGCGAUUGUGAGCGUGUCCUUUGCCCAAUUGCGCCCAGAGGCAGCUGAGCCGGACGAUUGUGACCGGGUGCAACUAGAGUGACAGCUGCGGGUACAACCGGACGACUGCUUAUUAUAAGAGGGGAUCUGGAAGAAGCAAGCAAGGGGCAGCUACUUUCCGAGCAGGAUAGGAGGGGGCAGGAGAGACAUACACUGUCCUGAGAGGAGAGAGGCAGAGGCUCGUGUAGCGGCGUCACCCGGGCACUUGUCUCAGGGGAGGAGGGUGUGGGACUGGGAUGUGCUAUUUCCUCAGUGUCCUGUGUGGGCAAUGUGCCCCCUAGCAGCAGCUCCUAAUCCUCCCAGCGUUCAGACUCGCAUUGUCUCCAUUGUCACAGCCAGACCUUUCCUUAUUAGUCUUAUUAUUCUCCAGCAAGGCGCGGGGCUGGGGCUGAAGUGAAUACGUGGGACAGAACUGCCCUGAGAAACUUACCAACCUGGGAAAUCCAAGCGCCGCCGAUAGGAAGUUUCCAGCCAACCUGUCUGCACCGCGGGGGCUACACGAGCAGUCUACUAUAGUGUUGUCAUUCAGCACCAGGGAGAGAGACUAUUGCUGCUGCUACUGCCCCGGGGAUCCGCCGCCUCCCUCCUACCUGCCCCAUUCGGGAUAAAGACAAGAGAGACAGGGACACGUAGGGUGUAAGUAGCAUAUGCGACUGCUGCUCAUUCAAGGGCCCCUGUGCCGGGAUAGUUGCUCCUGGGGCCACUGGGAUAGUCUCCAGUACAAGGGAGACGGAGCACGUAGAGGGACAACAAAAACAUCUGAGACUUCUCUCUCCCUCCCCCACACACCCAGCAGCCUGCAGUUGGGCACACGGACAUAUCGCUGAAUCGACUCGAUCAGACCCUGCAGCCCGGGACAUCUCACCUGCUGCCAGACGCGGGGGGGGGGCACAGUGUAAGAGCCGGGAGAACAGGUGCCGAGUGCGCGAGGGGAACGAGCCGAGACGGGCGCUUGGGGGGGUCGGGAUCAUGGAGAGCGAUCGGGACAUGUACCGUCAGUUCCAGGACUGGUGCCUCAGGACUUAUGGGGAUUCGGGCAAGACCAAGACAGUGACCCGUAAGAAAUACGAGCGGAUCGUGCAGUUACUCAAUGGCUCCGAGUCCAGCUCCACGGAUAACGCUAAAUUCAAAUUCUGGGUGAAAUCGAAGGGCUUCCAGUUGGGGGACGCGGACGAGCUGAACGCCGGGGAGCAGCAAGUGCUCUUCGUCCCUGUCAAGACUACGGAUGGAGUUGGCAUUGAAGAGAAGCUGUCUUUAAGAAGAGUGGCAGUGGUAGAAGACUUCUUUGACAUUAUCUACUCCAUGCAUGUGGAAACAGGGCCUAACGGGGAACAGAUCAGAAAACAUGCCGGCCAAAAGAGGACUUAUAAGGCUAUUUCAGAAACAUAUGCCUUCCUACCCAGGGAAGCAGUGACAAGGUUUCUAAUGAGCUGCUCAGAGUGUCAGAAAAGAAUGCAUUUAAACCCCGAUGGUGGCGAGCAGAAAGACAAUGGAAAACCCCCUACAUUGGUGACAAGUAUGAUAGACUAUAACAUGCCAAUCACUAUGGCCUAUAUGAAGCACAUGAAACUCCAGCUUUUGAAUUCUCAGCAAGACGAGGAUGAAAGCUCUAUAGAAAGUGAUGAAUUUGAUAUGAGUGACUCUACAAGGAUGUCAGCUGUGAACUCCGACCUCAGUUCCAACCUGGAGGAAAGAAUGCAAAGCCCGCAGAAUCUCCAAGGCCAGCAAGAUGACGAUUCAGCUGCUGAGAGCUACACCUGCAAUGAAGCAGUGGGACACACGUCCAACUCUACAGGAGGAGCUCACAACCGGGACACGAUGGAGGCGACCAUAACCAAUGGCAAUGCCAUUUCUGAACAGGAGGAGCAGCCCCUGAAUCUAAGUGACUGUCCUGUCCCAAGCCAACUAAAUUCUGAAUACCAAUUAGAUGAUCAUAGUAGCAAUGGGAAGAACACAUACAAAAAUCUCCUCUUAGUAGACCUCAAAAUGGAAAGAGAAGCAAGGGAAAACGGAAACAAGUCUCCAGCACACAGCUACUCCAGCUAUGAUUCUGGGAAGAACGAAAGUGUAGGGGGCUGUGGGGAAGAUCUUUCCAUGACCCGGGGAGAUGAAGAUGAAGAUGACCACGAUGACCAUGAAGAUGCUGAGAAGGCAGCUGAAACAGAUGGAGUAGAAGCAGAACGCCUUAAAGCUUUUAAUAUGUUUGUCAGGCUGUUUGUAGAUGAAAACUUGGACCGAAUGGUCCCUAUUUCUAAGCAGCCCAAAGAAAAGAUCCAGGCUAUCAUUGACUCAUGCAGGCGUCAAUUCCCUGAAUAUCAAGAACGUGCCAGAAAACGUAUACGCACUUACCUCAAGUCCUGCAGGCGGAUGAAAAGAAGUGGUUUUGAGAUGUCACGACCUAUCCCCUCACACCUUACUUCAGCUGUAGCAGAAACUAUCUUGGCCUCAGCCUGUGAGAGUGAGACCAGGAAUGCUGCCAAGAGGAUGAGACUGGAUAGACAGGAUGAAACUCCUCCAGCCGACAAAUCAAAUAAACCAGAUACAGCAGCGGUCACUUAUUCAACGCCUGCUGUUUCCAGCACACAAGACGUGUUAUACAUCAAUGGAAAUGGAACCUAUAGUUACCAUACUUACAGAGGGCUAGGGGGAGGACUUCUAAAUCUCUCUGAUACGUCUAACAGUGGUCCAACUGAUCUGAGCAUGAAGAGGCCAUUAGCAACCAGCUCUACAAGUCCUACCAACACAAGCUCCCGAACCCAGCUAAACCCUACUGAAAUUAAUGCAGUGAAACAGCUGGUGGCAGGUUAUCGAGAAUCUGCAGCAUUUUUGUUGCGUUCAGCAGAUGAACUGGAAAACCUCAUUUUACAGCAGAAUUGAGUCAUACAACCUCUUCCCUGGUCUGGUGUAGCCCUGGGAAUCCAAAAAUGACAUUCUCAUGUGCCAGAGUGGGCCCAUCUUGUUACAUCACUGAUGUGUAGAGGAGUUAAUUACCAUAAUGCCACACUGUUUUUGAUCCAUGAAGUGAUGUAAAGGUGUCGCGGCUGCACUUAAGACCUUUGAUGUUAUGGGGGUCUUUGAUGUGUCCAGCUUUUUGUUCUCAGUGUGUCAGUUUAAAUAUUGCAUAUGUGGCUGUUGCUCAUUAAGUCAUGCAAACCAAUGAAGCAAAUGGAGAACACUGAGAUGGUCAUUUAGUUCAAUUUCCAAGUGCAAUAUUAGUGGAAUGUGCCAUUGACUCUCUGCAACGAAAGCUCCAUGGUACGGCAGGACAAUGCCAAGAUACACUCAUGCUAGAAAAUUCAAUGAAGGAUUGCAUAUUUUUUAAAUAAUAGGAUUUUUUAUAUGGUACUUUUUUCAUGCAGACAUUUUAUUUAUAUUUCGAUGAUCUUUCCACAUUCUCUAAAGGUCGCUGAAGAAAUAUUUUUGAAUCCCCUUUUCCUGAACCCCAGGCAAAUUGUUAACUACUGUUUUAGUUGCAGGCUUAUUUAAUUAGAUCCUUAGUGUUAGGAAAGCUCCAGGCAAGCUGUAUGGACUUUUGUUUCUAAUUGUCCCUUUGUCCUUUCUGUGCUGGGAGUAGGCCCGUAGGCAUUAGGUUAUGUGUUGGACAUAACUGGGUAACCACCAUAUAUAUAUAAUCAGAAAUGGGAGAGUUUGGCUGUCCAACAACAGUGAAACACACUUGCCAAUGUCUUGUAGUGCAGUUAUACCGUUAGUUGUGUCGGAUAGUAGGCAAGUGGUUUGUGCUGUGAUUCUAACCUCACAUAUGUAAUAAUGUACUGAAAAUAUCCUGGCGAUUGUGCAAAGCACUUCUGCUUGCAGGAUCUAAUGCCAAGAGGCGUUUAUUUUGUAGUUUAGUUUAUUAUGUCCAGUGCACCACAUAAUAUAUAUAAAAUAUUUGUUAGUGCUGCUAGUAAGGUUAUGCAGCAGACCGGCCCUGGGCCAGUUCUAAAGAGGAGGCUCCCAGGCAAUGAGCGGCUAGAAUUCCUUUUGCUUAGACCUGCUGCGCACACUGCUGCCCCCUUAUUCCUAUUGAAAUGAAAGGUGAAAAAAUAAUGUGUACUCCAUCUACAGGAAGACUUUGCUCCUGAGAUUGAGGGAAACAAACCUGCAUCCCUUCAGCUCUAUACCUCCCAACUGUCCCACUUUCACAAGGCAGUCCUAAAUCAUAACAAUGAAAAAGACAAGACACCUAGCAAAGGCGAGUUAUGGUGAACACUACUGGGUAGAUUGCGAUGUGGCCUGAGAUAUCACAAUUUUUGCGAAGAAACGUUGCGGUUGAUCUACCACUUCCUGCACAACCUCAACACCUGAAGGAUGUUGGUGAGCAUUGAGAGUUGGUCAUGGAGUGGACACCCAAAUACAAUAAUAAUUGCACAAUAUCAUUUAAACAUUUUCUGACCAAGUAGGGAUAAAGGUCAAGUUCAAAUGCAUUCUCUGCCUAACCCUAAAACCAACAUACCACAAUACCAUAUCAGUUAAUGGAAGCCAUAAACGUUAAGGCCAUAUAUUUCUUCCAGCAUCAUAGAGCUGCUGCCAUAGGCAGGAUUUGCCCUUCAUUGUAUUACAUUGGCCAAUCGUGGGUUUCACCUGUAGCUCAUUCUCCUCUCUAUGACAGAACCCAGAUGGGUAUCUAUGGUUUAGCUAAGCUCUAUCAUUCCACUGCUGCUGUUCCAUGCAAAUCCUUCUCUGUGUGGUUGGAGACUGAUAAUAUUUAAGAGGUUGCAAGUGACAAUCUAAUAAUUUGCACUCUGGUGUAACUUUAUUUAUUUAUUUAUUUUUUAUUUUACUACUGUGGCUUUUACCUCUUGGGGUGCCAAGGGGUGAUUAACCCUUUCUCCAUCAGAUCGGCAGCCAACCCCUUCACUGCCUGUGCUGCAUGUAGAAAGCAAAUUCCACAAAAUCUGUCUGAACUGGACACGCCCACCAGAAAGUUGUACAAAAAAACUGUAUAUUGAUCACAAACUCCAACCGCUCUUUAUUUCCAUUGGUAACUUCACAUAAUAAUGUUGUUUCUUUUGUGCACUGAUCAUGAUCACUUUUGCAGUAGAAAAGUACUUUUUUGUUCAUGGCACAAGUAUAAUAUGUUUAGUUGUUUAGCUUUUGUUGAAUAUCAUGUCCCUUGUGCAUUCCUGAAUUUGCCUUAUUUCAUGUAAAAAUGUUAUUGGGUUUUUGACAAUGAGUUUAAGGCAUUAGUGAUAUUUUGUACAUAAUUAUACCUGUUUUCUAUAGACGGACUGUGAUUGUGACUAGGUAAUGUGCACUUUUUACUGUAACUGUGGGCAUUGCUAUGCUUUUCCUUUGAGUGUUUCUAGGGUUAUUGUUGCUUACUAAAACAAAAAAAAACAAAAAAAGAAACUUUUGUGAUACUGUUUGUGAAAUAUUAUGUGAAAAAGCUAUUGAAUUAUGAAUAUUUUUAAUAUAUUGUACAUUAUUACACAAAACAUCUUUACGUUGUGGACCAAUGUUCACAAAUCUAAAUGAAAAUCAAAGAUUGAGGGCUGACAUUUCCCCUGGUUUGUUUGGAUAAAUAAAUUGAUUUAUG
Molecule: messenger RNA, 5725 nt
Organism: Xenopus laevis (African clawed frog)
Lineage: Eukaryota; Metazoa; Chordata; Amphibia; Anura; Pipidae
Gene: nol4.L
Product: nucleolar protein 4 L homeolog
Exons: 11
Coding region: 1156-3063 (635 amino acids)
Source: RefSeq, a predicted model, not a curated record